Molecule: messenger RNA, 3169 nt
Organism: Coffea eugenioides
Lineage: Eukaryota; Viridiplantae; Streptophyta; Magnoliopsida; Gentianales; Rubiaceae
Product: probable LRR receptor-like serine/threonine-protein kinase At1g07650
Exons: 24
Coding region: 1-3015 (1004 amino acids)
Biological process (GO): protein phosphorylation
Molecular function (GO): ATP binding; protein kinase activity; protein binding
Source: RefSeq, a predicted model, not a curated record
AUGGCAGAAAGAACGAUAUCUCACUCUUCAUCACAAAUCAUCUUAGUUUUCUUGCUCAUUUUCUCCAUCGUAUUGCUCUUCCAGGCAAGUUGCAGUGAAGCUCAGAGUGGAUUUCUUCCUAAACAGGAAGUUGAUGCUCUCAAGGAAAUUGCUAGUCAACUGGGCAAAAAGGAUUGGAAUUUCAGUCUAAACCCUUGUGAUGGGAACUCAAACUGGAAUACUUCAAGAAGGAUUGAUAUGCCACUGUAUAACAAUUCUGUCAUCUGCAAUUGUUCUUUUCCAGGUGGUGUAUGUCACGUAACAAAAAUAUUCCUCAAAGGACAGAAUUUACAAGGAGUCCUUCCACCAUCAUUAGCAAAGUUACCAUAUCUCAACACAAUUGAUCUCACAAGGAACUAUCUCAGUGGUACAAUUCCCCUUGAAUGGGCAUCUACACAGUUAGAAUACCUGUCUGUUAUUGUAAAUCGCUUAUCUGGGCCGAUCCCAGGCUACUUGGGAAAUCUGAAAACACUUGUAUAUAUGAGCUUGGAGAACAAUAUGUUUAAUGGGACGGUGCCAGCAGAGCUAGGGAAGCUGGUCAAUUUGGAGAAUCUCAUACUUAAUGCAAACAAUCUCACUGGUCAGUUGCCAAAGGAACUCAAUAACCUGACAAAAUUGACAGAACUUAGGCUAAGCAGUAACAACUUCACAGGAAACUUACCUGAUUUUUCAAGUUGGAAAAAUCUAACAAAAUUAGAGCUUCAAGCUAGUGGUUUUCAAGGACCUAUACCUCCUAGCAUUUCUGUCUUAAAAAACUUGACGGAACUAAGGAUCAGUGAUUUAGGGGGAGGUGCUUCAGAUUUUCCACUGCUGAGAGACAUGACAAGCAUGCAGAAGUUGAUGCUAAGGAGCUGCAAUUUGGUUGGGAAAAUUCCAUAUUACAUCAUUAAUAUGAUGACAUUACAGACUCUGGAUCUAAGUUUCAACAAACUUGAAGGAGAGGUUCCCAAUCUUGAAGGUCUGGAAGGUCUGCAGUUCAUGUAUUUGACAAGAAACUCUCUUUCUGGGACGAUUCCAGACUGGAUCACGGGUAGAGAUACACAGCACCAGAUAGAUCUUUCUUACAAUAACUUCUCUGAGAGCUCUGAGCCAUCAACUUGUCGGGAAACCCUAAACUUGUUCAAAAGCUUUACUGGGGGAAAAACAUCAGAGCUGGGUAAAUGUCUGCUGCAGAGUUUCCCCUGUUCGAAAGAUUACUACUCAUUGCAUGUAAACUGUGGUGGAAAGAGUACUGUAAUUGGAAAUAAAGUUUUUGAGGCAGAUGAAGAUUCAGCUGGUGCUGCAAAAUUCGUUCCCUCGAAAGAGAACUGGGGAACCAGUAGUACUGGUGACUUCUGGGAUGUCACCACUUCUAUAGCUAAUUACACAGCAAAUAAUGUCUCUGUUCUAAGAGUAAAUGACUCUGAUUUGUACACGACAGCUAGACUAUCUCCUUUAUCUCUCACUUACUAUGGUCGGUGUUUAGCAAAUGGAAACUAUACUGUGACACUUUACUUUGCGGAGAUAAUUCUCAGAGAUGAUCAAUCAUUUCAAAGGCUUGGAAGACGGAUGUUUGAUGUCUACGUCCAGGAUGAACGGAAAUUAAAAGAUUUUAAUAUUGAAAAGGAAGCACAAGGAGUUGAUAGAGUUGCAAAGGAAGAGUAUACUGGAGUGGUUGUAAAGGAUGGAAUUCUGGAGAUACGCUUUCAUUAUUCUGGAAAAGGAUCAACAGCUGUUCCAACUAGAGGAACAUAUGGUCCUCUGAUAUCUGCUAUUUCAGUGGUAUCUGAAUUUAACCCUCCUUCCAAAGGGAAAAAGAAGAUUUUCAUAGCAGUGGGAACAGUGGCUUCUACAUUGUUAAUCUUACUCAGCAUUCUUGGUUUUGCUUGGAGGAGAUGGCAUUCAAGACAAAAGAUCUCCAGGGAAGAAGAAUUGAGAGGGUUAGACUUGCGGACUGGUUUAUUUACCUACCGACAAAUUAAAGCUGCAACUGACAACUUUAGUGCCACAAAUAAGAUUGGAGAAGGUGGUUUUGGAGCAGUGUACAAGGGUAUGCUAUUGGAUGGUACUGUAAUUGCUGUUAAGCAACUUUCUCCAAAAUCAAAGCAAGGGAACCGUGAAUUUGUGAAUGAAAUAGGAAUGAUCUCUGGUCUACUUCAUCCGAAUGUUGUCAGAUUGUAUGGAUGUUGCAUUGAAGGAGACCAACUAUUAUUGGUUUAUGAGUACUUGGAAAACAAUAACCUUGCACGAGCUCUGUUUGGUCCACAGGACUUGCAGCUCGAAUUGGAAUGGUCAACCAGGCAAAAAAUAUGUAUUGGAAUAGCCAAAGGUUUAUCUUUCCUACAUGACGAGUCAGCUCUAAAAAUUGUUCAUCGAGACAUCAAAACCAACAAUAUUCUCCUUGAUAAAGAACUCAAUCCAAAAAUUUCUGACUUUGGUUUAGCCAAACUUGUUGAGGAGGAGAACACACACAUUAGCACCAGAGUCGCAGGAACAAUAGGGUAUAUGGCACCUGAAUAUGCACUAUGGGGCUACUUAACAUACAAAGCAGACGUGUACAGCUUUGGGAUAGUUGCAUUGGAAAUUGUUGCUGGAAAGAGCAACAUGUCAUACCGCCCAAGCGAGGAUUAUGUUUGUCUUCUUGAUUGGGCCCUUGUUCUGCAGCAAAGAGGAAGUUUGGUGGAGCUAGUGGAUCCGCGGUUAGGUUCCAAUAUUAACGAGGGAGAGGCUAUAAGAAUGAUCAAAGUGGCUCUUCUCUGCACUAAUCCAUCUCCUGCACUUAGGCCUACCAUGUCUGCGGCGCUUGCCAUGCUUGAAGGUCGUAUCAGUACUCAGGGGUUCAGCUCAGAUCCAAGUGUCUAUAAUGAUGGAUUAAAUCUUCAAGGACUGCGAGACAAGUAUGAUGAGUUGCAAUUCAGUUCAAUUGAUCCACAGUCAUUUUCCACUUCAUCUGACACAAAAGAAAGUAGCGCCUUGACUUCCAGUACUGACAGAUAGAUAGACAAGUAGUAAAUCAACUUAAUUUCAUUUGAUGCAAGAGAAAGUAAUGCACCGUCAACAUCUUCUGAGGAUAUCGAUACUGUAAACCUUGCUUCUCAAUUAUAAAGUUCAGGAAAGUGUGAUUCAAAUCCGUAAGAUUUUGGAGGCAGCA